Molecule: messenger RNA, 1134 nt
Organism: Prunus mume (Japanese apricot)
Lineage: Eukaryota; Viridiplantae; Streptophyta; Magnoliopsida; Rosales; Rosaceae
Product: putative F-box protein PP2-B12
Molecular function (GO): protein binding
Source: RefSeq, a predicted model, not a curated record
CGAGUCAUAAGACAAUACACCAAGUUGCGGGCUUUAUUGUGGGUGAUUGGUUAAUGGCUUGUUGCAUGUCUAUUGUAAUAGCAAGGGCGUGAGGAUGACUAUCUCCUAGUAUAGUAAGUUGAGUUUGUAUGAUGUGUGAUAUGAAGAGAACAUCACCAGGAAGAGGAAGGGAAGAGACUUGGAUCGAUCGACGACAUAGGAAAAGGAAGGAAGCAGAAGCAGAGAUGGAUUUCAUCAGCACGUUGCCUGCAGAGUGCAUCUCCCACAUCGUUUCCUGUACAACCCCUCUGGAUGCGUGCAGAUCAUCCCUGGUCUCUUCCCUCUUUCGAAUUGCUGCGGAUUCUGAUAUCGUGUGGGAGAGAUUUCUUCCCCAAGACCAAGAUUAUAAGGAAAUCAUUUCCACUUCUCCCAACUCCUUGUCCAAGAAGGAUCUCUACUUUCAUCUUUGCAAACACCGCAUCAUCAGAGGCAAUGGUAACAUGAUCACGGCAUUACAAAAGCAGAGUGGCAAAAGAAGUUAUAUGCUAGGGGCAAGAGAGCUUACAGUUAUAUUGGAAGAUACGCCAAAAUGUUGGCAAUGGAUAUCUAUACCAGAGUCUAGGUUUUCCCAAGUGUCUAAGCUCAAUUAUAUAUCCUGGCUUGACAUCAAGGGAUACAUAGAGACUAAAAACUUGUCCCCGAGAACAACCUAUGCAGCGUAUUUUGUCUAUCUACUCACAUCAGAACACGUUACAUGGACACCAAAAUUUCCCAUUACUUCGCGUGUCGCUUAUGAAAAAAGCGCAGUUGCGGUUGAACAUAGUCUGAUCCUAGACCCUCUAUCUUAUGGAGGCCGCCGUAGUGUGACACUAUACCCUCUAACUUUUGAAGGUAGAGUUGGUCCGCAAGCUCGAUACAGACUUGAUGGGUGGAUUGAGAUUGAGAUGGGUGAGUUCGUCACUGAAGAAGAUAAUGCUACUGUAGUGUGUAGUUUAAUGGAAACUAGUAGUUUCUGUAAGAGAGGCAUCAUUGUGGAAGGCAUUGAGCUUAGGCCCAAACAAUGAAGGAUUGAUUCAUUGUAGAAGGCAUUGAGCUUAACUGAGACUCUGCAUUUCAUUUAACAUUCAUUCAAAAUAAUCUUCGUUGCUCAUCCAA